Molecule: messenger RNA, 165 nt
Organism: Bipolaris victoriae FI3
Lineage: Eukaryota; Fungi; Ascomycota; Dothideomycetes; Pleosporales; Pleosporaceae
Exons: 1
Source: RefSeq, a predicted model, not a curated record
ACGUACGCAAGCAGCAACGACUGCCAAGCUUUGUGGAUGCUUUCUCCAUACACAAACACAGAUGUAAAUCUAGUGGUGACGUUGUUUUUACUCCCUUUACUCAGACGCCUUCGUCACUGUGCAUCAAUUUUUACGAGGCAAGGGCACUCAAAUCUACAGCUCUAG